Cladophialophora psammophila CBS 110553 is the source of this 1095-nucleotide messenger RNA. RefSeq names its product actin like protein 2/3 complex, subunit 1A/1B. The transcript has 2 exons. Lineage: Eukaryota; Fungi; Ascomycota; Eurotiomycetes; Chaetothyriales; Herpotrichiellaceae. The coding region runs from base 1 to 1095 and encodes 364 amino acids. Gene Ontology annotation, cellular component: Arp2/3 protein complex; actin cytoskeleton. Gene Ontology annotation, molecular function: actin filament binding. The record is from RefSeq and is a predicted model, not a curated record. Gene Ontology annotation, biological process: Arp2/3 complex-mediated actin nucleation.
AUGUCCGGUCCAGAAGUCCAUCAUCUCUUCCAUCACCCCAUCGCCGACCACUCCUUCUCUGCUGACCGCCAAACUCUUGCCGUUGCCCGAGAAAAUAAUGUCGAGCUGUACCACAGAUCCGGCUCCAAGUUCACGUUGAAAGAUGAAUUGAAGGGCCACGACAAGACCGUCACGGGCGUGGACAUCGCCCCCAACAGUGGGAUGAUCGUGACUUGUUCUCAAGACCGUAACGCCUACGUCUGGGAACCCUCCCCGUCCGGCGAAUGGAAACCAACCCUGGUGCUCCUGCGUAUCAACCGCGCCGCCACCUUCGUGCGCUGGUCACCUUCGGAGAAGAAGUUCGCCGUUGGCUCCGGUGCCCGUGUCAUCGCUGUCUGCUACUUUGAGGAAGAGAAUGACUGGUGGGUCUCAAAGCACUUGAAAAAACCCAUUCGGAGCACUAUCACUACAGUGGCGUGGCACCCGAACAGCGUGCUUCUGGCGGCUGGCUCUACGGAUAGUCAUGCCCGGGUCUUUUCCGGCUUCAUCAAGGGCAUCGAUGAACGCCCUGAGCCGAGCGUGUGGGGGGAGAGAUUGCCCUUUAAUACCGUGUGUGGAGAGUAUUUAAACGAUGCGGCGGGGUGGGUUCACGCCGUGUCCUUCUCCCCCAGCGGUGAUGCGUUGGCGUUCGCCGCCCACGACAGCAGCAUCACGGUGGUGUACCCGAGUGGACCGGACCAGCCGCCUAGGGCUAUGCUAAACAUCUCGAUGCAAACCCUUCCCUUCACCUCGUUGAUCUGGAAUGGUGAAGCCGAGAUCAUCACCGCUGGGUAUGAUUGCGAGUGUUUCCGGUUUCGAGGCGGUGAGCAAGGGUGGGAGUUGGUCGGCAGCGUAGAGAUGCACAAGCGCCCGGGUAUGGGUGCGAUGAGAGAGGAGUCUGCGUUGAACAUGUUUCGGCAGAUGGACCUGAAGGGCAAGGUCAAGGAUGAUACUCAGCUGAGCACCACGCAUCAGAACACGAUCAACACAAUAAGGGCCUUCGAAGGAGGUCCCGGGGGCGUGAGGAAGUUCAGCACAAGUGGUGUUGAUGGGCGAGUUGUCAUCUGGACGCUUUGA